Molecule: messenger RNA, 246 nt
Organism: Protomyces lactucae-debilis
Lineage: Eukaryota; Fungi; Ascomycota; Taphrinomycetes; Taphrinales; Protomycetaceae
Product: S-adenosylmethionine-dependent methyltransferase
Exons: 2
Coding region: 1-246 (81 amino acids)
Biological process (GO): intracellular transport; protein secretion
Source: RefSeq, a predicted model, not a curated record
AUGACAGCACUUUUCAAUCUCCAGUCAUUGCUCACUGCACUCCUGCUGCUCAUCUGCACAUGCACCUACGUCAGGAGCUACAGUGCAAAGUUUAUGGAUUCGCACAAGUCGGGUCCGCUAGGUACCUUUUGGAAACUCGCUAGAGUCGGCGAGCGCCUGAGUCCAUACGUGUCUCUCUCUCUCAUUGCGAUUGCUGCAAGUACCCAACACUUUCGUAUUAGGCUGACAGGCAGGUGUCUCUACUAA